Messenger RNA from Peronospora farinosa, 6942 nucleotides. Lineage: Eukaryota; Oomycota; Peronosporomycetes; Peronosporales; Peronosporaceae. The record is from the annotation of a GenBank genome assembly.
AUGGUAGCGAUCCGAGGCAAGAAGACUAAAGCGACAGCGAAGUUCAAGGCGGCAGGAACCUCCAAGGCCAAAGUAAAUACCACCAAGGAAACUGUGUCUGUCACGUGUCUUACGCCACAGCAGACAAUCACGCGUCAUCGGGAAGAAGAAUUUCUUUCGCUCGUGCGCUUUGCUCUUCAGAGCCACUUGGCGCUGACGGGAGGUGUCGAUCAAUCGGUUUCUAGCAUCUGCAAUGCGUUUCUUACUGCGCUAAGUGCUAAUGGAAAAGAGAAGACGCUGACGCCUAUGCAGAUAUUGGCGAAACUGCCACGGACGGAGCGCAAACGCGUGUGUGGUGCCAUCUUUUCGGCCGAUGAGAUUGCCUACAGCUGCCGCAAUUGCCAGUUGGACACCACGUGUGUCAUGUGUAAGGACUGCUUUACUCAUAGUGAUCAUGCAGGACAUGACGUGUAUUUCCAGAGGACGACAGCAGGCAGUUCAUGUGAUUGUGGUGAUAUUCAUGCUUGGAAACAUAGUGGCUUUUGCUCGAGACAUAAAGGAGCAGCAGGGACCGAGAGUGGAGGAAAUAAACACAAACUGCCAAAACAUAUUGGAUUAACGGCACUUGUUGUGAUUGAAGCAGUUGUGGAACAUCUUUAUCAGGUCUUGCUGGGAACACAAUAUGGAUUUGAGCUUGCUGAAGCUUUCGAGCUGUUUACGAGAGACAUUCCACCGAACUUGUUACCAAUUCAGAGUGAUGAUAAUGUGGCAAAUGCUACUGAAAGCAGAAAAGACUGUGAAGUAAGUGUAAUUAGUUCGGCGGCAGGGUUAACGCGAUCAACGCGGCUGUCAGCACAAUUUGCGGCCGAAUCAGGAUCGAAAACUGUUGGUCCAGGUGGCAGGCUGGAGGCACAGACAAGCGAAGUGAAGUGUGUGCCAAAAGAAGGAGAUGAUACCAUAAAUGAUGGAGUGUUAUUCGGGAUUCGUCUUCACAAUGACGAUGUUCAUUCGUUAAAUGAAGUGAUCAAUCACCUUUCUGUGGAAUUGGGAAUCUCCAAACCACAAGCGCGUACUGUUGUCAGCCAAGUAGACGAUCAAGGCGAUGCUACUAUUUCAACUAAGCCACUGCUGAUGUGUCCGGGUAUUGUUGGGAAUAUGGUUCGUCGCUCACUAAAUAUAUCCGUUGCGCCGGCGUGGUGGGAAAAACAAAUGGAAGGCGUCCCUGCCCUUUUGGAAUGGCUGCAAUAUAUUAGCACCACUUCAGAUGGACUUCGCGAACUUGUGUCUGAAGCUUUUCAAAAGCAGCGAUCUCCUGCCCUCAAAAGAUUCGUAUCCAUAUCAAGCAGUUUACCUAAAGGAAAAACAAUUCAAGAAUUUGUGAAGGAUCUCCACAUUCGUCUGCACAACCACGCUUUGGAUCCUCUCGUUACUCUUAUUGGUGGAGACAAGGAUGUCUUUACGUGGGCAUGUGAGCAAGAAACUGCUCAGCGACAGCGUUUUAAAUUUUGUGCUGAAAAGAAUGCAGUCUCCGGAGUAUUCACCGAAUUCUUCGCUGACGAGAAUUGUGCUAGCUGCAAGAACAUAUAUAUUGACGAGUUUGUCAAGGCCGUGUCGCUGAGUUCCUCGUACCGCCACCAUGAGAGUGUCCGGAUGAGUUUUGACGUCGUGGUGGCAAAAUAUUUUACAUCAGAGCAAGCAGAUGAUUCUGGUAUCUCGUCGCCCACUUCAUCAGCUUUAACACUACUAAUGCGAUACGAUUGUACUCUGCGAAAGAACGCUGUGGAGCGGUCGCAUUCGUUUUUACGUGAACACUUGGUUGAUAUUCAGUUUCGGGCUAGCAUGCUAGAGGCGUAUCUGCGGUCAUAUUUGUCGAUGACAAGCAUGUUCCUCCGUGGCUUGGGCAAUUCAAGUGAAUCGAUUUUCGAUUUUGCCGUGCAGUUUUUAACGGUACCUCAUCUGGUACAAAAGUACACAAGUAAGGAAAUAGCAGCGCACCCUGGACGACUAGAGCUUGUUCGCGUACUACUUUGUGCUCUAAACACGGUAUUUCAGUCUGCUAUCGACAAAAAAGAAGGGCUGCUAAAUGCUGACCAUUCUGCUCUUAGCAGUCAAAAGUACAAGCAUUGCGUGGAGAACAUGGAAUAUGUCUUUAAUAUUGGAACUUUUUCGAGCGAACUUGUGUGCUGUGCGCGCAACUUGAAGAUUUGGCUGUCUUGUCUUAACGUUCUACAGGGUGGUGAUCCUCAAGUGCGUCGAGAUAUCCACCAAAAUCACGUGGAAUACGAGUCCGACAGUUGGUUGUCGAUGUUUAAUCUUGGUAUCCGUGUGCAUUCGGUGUUCGCGAUUUCCUGGAAUGGUUUUAAUCCGUCGCAGCUCAAAGCGCCUGAAGUGAAAGUAGCUGAAGUAUUUGGACCAAUCAUUGAAGCCACUCUUUCCUCAUCAACGCGUUUGAACGAAAAAGUGGCAAAAAAGACGUUAGUUCCAGUUACAAAGCUUACAUCUGUGAGCAAGAGAGGUACUGGAAGUCGGGAGAAAGUCAUCAUGACGUACGACUUUAACGUAGCGUCUCAGCCAACGUCUCUGCACAUACCUUUGCACCGUUUUCUGACAGCUGCAGUGAGGCAUAUCUGUAUUAGUCCGUCAGGUUUAGGAAACUCCAUUUCUUCGGACGGUCUUUUGAGGGUUUUUGGAUUCAAUAAACUGCCGGUCGAGAAGCAAUGGGAGCUCGUGGAGAUGCCACUUCGCUGCUUGGUGAUGGCAUCCCAAAUCCAGUCCAAUCUUUGGCGUAGAAAUGGAGAUGAAAAUAUGCUGGCGCAGCUGUACAAUUAUUCUGCUCUACCCUAUUGCAUUCACUACCGUGAUGCCGACACGUUGAUGCUGCAGCUCGGUCUGCUGAUGACUGGCCCGGAUGCCCUAUUGGCACGAAUGAUAGAUCGGUUUCAACUUGGCAGUUUUUUUGUGCUGCCUAAUGAAACUUUGUCGACGGCUUCUAACGAAGACGACAUCGCCGGAUCAGACGAGUUGGCUAAGCAGCUCGGCUAUUCUGGAGUGGAACAUGGCGUCGAUGAACAGCAAAGUAUGCAAAUGCUUGAGGAAUUUCUGCGUCUUGUGAUCACGCUUGGUACAUGUCUUCCGAGUACCACUGGUGUAACUUACGACAACGAGUUUCUGGCGGAAGAGAUGUUGCAGCAGCUGUGUGCAAAACCGCUUCCAUUUAGCAAGUUGCUCGAUCUUGCCAUCCUCCCAUCAGGCCAAGAUGAUAUUCCAGCACCACGACUGGAAGGCAUUUUGGCGACAGUGUCAAAUUUUGUGUUACCGUCUGGGCUGGAACCUGGUCGUUACGAACUGAAAGAGGGACUGCUGGAGAGCUACAAUCCAUACUUUCUUCAUUUAAAUCGUGAAGCGCACGAGCUAGCCCGUGAUCGCUGGACGACCUAUCGCAAUGCAUGCCGGUACAAGUCAAAGAUGGCUACCCCCGACAGUCCGCCAAAGGAACCAUUGAAAGCAGCUAAGCCUCCUGUUGACUUUUUGCGUCCAGUCCAAACGAUUUUGACAUGUGAGAGUACUGUUGCGGCCAUCCAGGUAAUUCUUUGGAAAGCAAUCCCCUCGGUUCAGACUGGAUCGGCAGUUUCAGAGAAAAGCGUUUCUGACGCUGUCAUCUCGACUUGUUUGCAUUUGCUUGUUCACGGUGUCCACACGGCAUCGACUGGAUGUGAUCGUCGCUUCUGGACCCGAUUAAGUAAGGCAAGUACUGCUACCUCCAAAUUGUCGGUUCUGAACCUUUUGAGCCAAUUGCUCGAACAGGCCACAACGUUGCUCGAUAGCGAGCAGACUGGAACGGUUGAGUGGCUUAUUUGGAAAAUUACUACUGAAUCACCUGCUUGCAGAAAAGUGUUUGAACAGUGCGCCAACGAUACAAGGGUAAAGCAAAAGAAGGCUGAAGCAUCGCUUUUGUGUUCAAGUGGUUCUGUACAAGAUGUUCAUUCUCCACCAAAAACGCUGGAGCAGCGAAAAGUCGAGGCUAGGAAAAGAGUGAUGGAUGCAAUGGCGAAGCGCCAAGCCGCUUUCCAGGCGAUGGUCAACGUCACGGACGAAAAGAGCAAAGAACAUAUAGAUCAGUCAAAGGAAGGAAAGCCAGAUGAUGGCGCCCAUGCAUCGCUUGGUAAACGUAAGGCGUCGAUGGUAGACGAACCGAAAGAAAAGCGACAAAAAGAGGGUAACGAGCGGUGCUACAACUGCAUCCUCUGUCAUGACACGUCUGCUCAAGGCCAAAUGGGAAUGGCAGCCUACGUUCAUCAGUCUACCGUUCUAGCUCCUGGAUUUAGGCCUGAGCCAGAUGAAGCACUCAGCUUGGAGGGUAAGAGAAUUCGUAGUCACGUGAGAAGCGUUAUCGAGAAAAUGGAGUUGUGCUCAGGUGGAAGUUCGACCUCAUCUGAUAUGGCAAAUUCUUCGCCUACUCUGCGCGCUUUUGCAACCACUUUUCCGGAAUGGUCCAUGAAUGGAUCGUUGGAUGACCAGCUUACACGCGAUAAUUCGACGAAUAAUAGUCCUCGCCCGCCAGCGGCUCGUCGCCCGCGCAAUGAUCGCGUUCGCUUUGGAAAUGGAAGCAAUCCGAUGCUUGAAGGUGAGUUUCUACAGACAGACGAAGAGCUGGAAGUUCUUGAAGGUGUAAUGGAUCUUCGUGAGGACCAACAGCUAUUUCCCGUGGAUAUGCGUGGCGCCGUGAAUUUGGAUCUCCACGGCGAUCGAAUUGAGCCACGUAGAUUGGGAGUUCUUGAAGUAGCUGGAGCUCGAGGUGGCAAUGCACGAGGUCAAGGAGGGGUGUUGUAUGACAGUGACGAAGAAGAUAUUCCUUCACGUUUCCGCCUGGAGCACAUGCCGCCCGGGUUUGGUCGUCCUCACCAAAGCGCCAAGCUUUAUCUCACUCCGUGUGGCUUGCAUAUUCGUACGUGCCAACACGCGGUACAUAUCCAAUGUCUCGAGCGCUAUAUUACUUCUUUGCAUGACAAAGCCAUGCGUGGUGAGGAAUUUGAUGGUGUUCAAGCAAUUGAUCCGGACUCAGCAAUGACGCAAUUUUUGUGUCCACUGUGCAAAACGUUAAGUAACUUCUUGAUCCCAACAUCAGAGCCCCGCAUUUCAAUCGCGGAAGAAGAUGAGUGUGAGCUCAAGCGCGCAGUACGUGCGUCGAUUGGUAAUGAAAAAGGAAAGUAUUGUGCUUGGGACAGUAUUGUAGAGGAACAAUUAUCGAUGCCUGGAUGGUACCGAUCUGUGCUUGGACGCGAUGGCGGAUUUAAAGAUGAUGAAAACGACACAGAUCAUGAUUUGUGGCGGGAUUAUUUCGAGGAGACACUGUGGGAGCCUCAUGGUAGCUUGGAGAAGGGUGCACCUUUCUUGUGGUCCGCGUGUGCCUUUACCUUGGCAUCAUUCCUGACUAUCGUGGAAGAUGAGUAUCCUGGCGACUCUAACAAUGGCUCAAGAUUCGACCCACUGACAGACCACUGUCCUCCGUCUCUGGAGAAGGAGCUGGAGUCAUUGAUAGCAGUCACGAAAUUUUGCAGAUGGACGUUUUCACUUUUGGAGCAUAGUGCCGACGCGAAGGUGAUUUGGGAGACCGCUAAACGCUGCUGCCCAAUUAAUACUGAGACAAAGCGCGAGUACCGUAAAUUUACGAAGGUCCUCGGCUCAAUCGAUGCGUGUCUUCGGGGAACCAUUCUCGGACUUCUAGUGGCGGAUACAUUCACAGCUUUCGUGGUAGCCAGUGUGAUCGCUGAUAGACUCGAGACUAUAUGGCGAUUUAUCCCAGUAUUUGCCGCUGCGGAUCUGCUUCAGCGCCUGCAUGCCGAAUUUUUCGAACUUAGCAAGGUAAAGGAAUCACCGCUCUUCCAGGACAAGUUUUCUACUGUUGCAGCAAGUGGAAGUGAAACGGAGAAUUUAGCACAUCUUGCAGCUGCCAGUGAGUCCAUUCUCGCUCCGCGUCGCACUCGAAGUGGCCGUGCUAUUAGCCCCGCGCCGGCCACACGACCCUGUACUGGGUCUGUGCAACAGCUGCUGGAAGCAAUGGAAGCUUCAGGCGAGGGCGAUUCUGAGGCGUAUGCUGCACUAUUAGUAUUGCAGCGAAUGAGGAAAGCGUAUCCUUGUGAGAAACUGAGGCCCUUCACGACAACAAGCGAUCUAAACGCGCGGCUGAAGCGAAUUCUGCCAGCAAAUGAUGCGUUUGUUCGACGCAUGAAGCUAUUCUGGCGCUGUCUGGUGGGUGAGAGUAUAAGCGCGCCUACAAGUACAAGGACGAUGCGAAUCCCAGCGUUAGUCGAUAUCGCUCGUAGCUCAGAUGCGACGUUUUGCGUAAUUUGGCGAUGGUGCAUGGAUCGCAUGCUCAGCAAGGCCCACCUGGGAAGUUUGAAGGCCGGUGACAAGUGUGAACACACUGAAGGCUGCAGCGAGGCCUAUGUUGCUAGCAUGUUCAUUCUACGUGAAGUGCCCACGCGACCGCGGUUGAUCGACUUGCCUAUCCAGUACGACGAGCUUUACAGCGAGAUGGCAGGGCGUAAAUGCACGCGAUGCGAAAAAGCGCCUUGCGACCCGGGCCUGUGCUUGAUGUGUGGUGAGUACUUGUGCUGUGGAGAUUCAUGUUGCACUCGUGCAUUCAUGCCACUUGGACCACCAGUAGGCGAGUGUACGCGCCACGCCACUGAGUGCGGUGGUGGUGUGGGCAUCGUACUUCUACUUGAACAGUGCCGUAUCGCAGUUGUUGGAGGCAGCAUGGCAGCGUAUUUCCCAUGUCCGUACGUAGACUCCCACGGUGAAGAAGACGUCGGUCUUCAGCGGGGACGACCGCUUCGGCUAGACAUGGCCCGCUACCGGUACCUAGAGUCACUGUGGCUUAACCAUCGUAUUUUCACGGAGGUAUCACGCCAACGCAACCAGCGAGACCCGCAGUAUUCGAUCAACCUGUCGUACCUGUAG